This is a messenger RNA of Gambusia affinis (western mosquitofish), 2229 nucleotides long. It is a transcript of the gene ppm1e, whose product is annotated as protein phosphatase, Mg2+/Mn2+ dependent, 1E. The coding region runs from base 287 to 2086 and encodes 599 amino acids. The record is from RefSeq and is a predicted model, not a curated record. Gene Ontology annotation, biological process: negative regulation of protein kinase activity; protein dephosphorylation. Gene Ontology annotation, molecular function: protein serine/threonine phosphatase activity; cation binding. NCBI's taxonomy places the organism in Eukaryota, Metazoa, Chordata, Actinopteri, Cyprinodontiformes, Poeciliidae. The transcript is spliced from 8 exons.
UCCUUCGUGAUGGCAUCUCCACUAAAAGCUCUCGGGCGUCAAAGCAAGCGGCGCUGGCUGCGUGCGCGUUCACGUCAAGCGCCGUCUUCCCUCUGACGUCACCGCCUCCUGAUCAGCCGAAAUCCCUGAUAACGCGGCGCGCGCUCCCGCUCGGCUCUGAAUGGGGGCUCGGUCCAGCCGGUGACAGCUCGUCCAGUCCGUCUGAUCCACGGUCCGCCGCUCCGACACCACCGGCCGUCCUCGGGCCCCGCUCCUCCGGUUCUACACAGGUAUUCAGGAAUGAGAAAUGAUGGCCGGCUCUGCAGCAGAGGAGAAAACCUUCCGCCGGUUCCUGGAGCUGUUUGUCCGGGAGAUGAGGCUGCCUCUGCAGGAGGGCGACCCGGUGCCGAUGCGCCCCUUGUCGGACCUGGUGACGGAGGACGAGAUGGAGGGGGAAUGCCUGGACCUGUGCCUGCAGCACCUCUACAAAUAUAACUGCCCCUGCUCGCUGGCGGCCGCCCUGGCCCGCGCCACCGCAGACAGCCUGCUCCAGUCUGAUCUGUCCAUCCAGAACCUCAACAAGGCCGUAGAAGACGGUGCCGACCCGUUGCCACAGAUGGAGUCGGUGAAGAUGGCGCGGUUGGUGUUUAACAGACUGUUUGAGAUUUGCUGCCUGUGGCAGAAGGAGCUGCCGUUCCGCCGCCGCCCGCAGCCGUACUACGAAACGUCCAUCCACGCCAUCAAGAACAUGAGGCGCAAGAUGGAGGACAAGCACGUCAUCAUCCCCGACUUCAAUACACUCUUCAACAUUCAGGAUCAAGAGGAACAGGCGUUCUUUGCUGUGUUUGACGGACACGGCGGCGUGGACGCUGCUAUUUAUGCUGCCAACCACCUUCAUGUCAACCUGUUCCACCAGGAAUCCUUCAGCCAGGAUCCCAGCGACGCUCUGUGCCGCGCCUUCAAGCUGACGGACGAGCGCUUUGUGAAGAAAGCCUCACGAGAGCACCUGCGCUGUGGAACCACCGGGGUGGUGACGUUCCUGCGAGGCCGGACGCUGCAUGUCGCCUGGCUGGGAGACUCCCAGGUGAUCCUGGUGCGGAGAGGGCAGGUGGUGGAGCUGAUGAAGCCACACAAACCAGACAGAGAGGACGAGAAGCAGAGGAUCGAGGCUUUGGGAGGAUGUGUGAUUUGGUUUGGCACAUGGAGGGUCAACGGGAGUCUGUCUGUUUCCAGAGCAAUAGGUGACUCAGAGCACAAGCCGUACAUCUGUGGGGACGCCGACCACGGCAUCUUCCCAUUGGACGGUUCAGAGGAUUACCUGAUCCUGGCCUGCGACGGGUUCUGGGACACGGUGAGUCCCGACGAGGCGGUGCGCGUCGUCAGCGACCAUCUGCAGGAAAACUCCGGCGACACCACCAUGGUGGCCCACAAGCUGGUGGCCUCCGCCCGAGACGCAGGCUCCAGCGACAACAUAACUGUCAUAGUGGUGUUCCUGCGCGACCCCCGCUCCCCGCCGCCCGCCAGCGCGGAGGACGAAGAGGAGGGCGGGGCGGAGGAGCCGGUGGUGGAGGAGGAGGUCACUGAGGUGGAGGAGGAGGAGCAGGAAGAAGAGGAGGAAGAAGAUGAAGCCAUGAGAGUAGAGCGAGACGGAGGCGAGGGAGGCAGCGCCGCAGACGUGGGAGGAAAAAGCCGCGGCGGCUGGCCGCUGCAGCAGUGCUCGGCUCCAGCGGACCUCGCCUACGAAGACCGGACGGACUCAUUCACUGACAGAACCAGCCUCAGCUUGCUGGGGCCGUCGCUGGAGAGCCACAUCAGCCCCAACAGCUACCGGGGAGUGCGCCCUCUGAGACGCAGGCCGCGCUUCCCGUUCCAGCAGCCCGGAGCCGGCGGGUUCACGGACCCACUGUGGCCCCAAACGGCCGCGCUUUUAGGCCACGCCUCCAGGCGAAGCCGCAGCCGGGGUCACGUCAGCCGCCGAUGGGGUCGGCGGUGGCCGAGCAGAUCCAAAGAGCUGCUGGGUCUGAUACCGUCAGGCCACACGCAGAGUUACGCCCCCUGGAGGCCUGGAGUGGCAGUGCCUCACCUGCCCUAUGACACCACCAUCUGAAGGGAGGCGACGCCCUCUGCAGACUCCUAGUGGCGUUUCUGAGUGACAUUGUCUCUCAAGAGCAAACACUGAUUGGUCAGAUCCCACUGCAGAAAUUUGUCCAAAAAUGAUCAUCAUUAUUAAAAAGUUGAGCAACAAAAUGA